Lampris incognitus (smalleye Pacific opah) is the source of this 3125-nucleotide messenger RNA. Its product is annotated as GDNF family receptor alpha-2-like. Gene Ontology annotation, molecular function: signaling receptor activity. Bases 415 to 1863 code for a protein of 482 amino acids. Gene Ontology annotation, biological process: nervous system development. The record is from RefSeq and is a predicted model, not a curated record. NCBI's taxonomy places the organism in Eukaryota, Metazoa, Chordata, Actinopteri, Lampriformes, Lampridae. Gene Ontology annotation, cellular component: external side of plasma membrane; signaling receptor complex. The transcript has 8 exons.
UAGCAGUGAGGACGAUCCGAGCCCCCGAUGAAGCGGAGAGACCAAGUCGCCGUGGUCCGGUGUCAACUCGGCUCCAACGGCCCCUGAACAAACAAGCAAAACUGCUUUCGCGGAUUGAUUCAUUUGUGUAUUUUUUUGGCGGGGGUCUUUUUUUUUUUUUAAAUCAAACGAGCGGAUUUUUUUAUUUUUAUUUUUGUGGUCACGUCACUGCCCGCAUUUAUCGCAGAAACUGGCGGAAUAUUGCACGGCGCGUGGAUCUUCCCGAAGGCGCGUCCGGGCGCUGAAUGAGGAUACCCAGUUCUCCAUAGUUGGGGGGUCAGCGAUCCGGAGCGGGGAAUCAAAACCUCUUCGCAGGUGGAAAUAACGAAGACCGGUUGGAUUCCAACUCAUCCUGCCCUUGCCGCCGGAUUCAUUAUGAAGUCUUUCACUAUGUGGCUUUUCAUUCGCGUCUUUCUUCUGCUACUAGAUCAGACUGCAAGCUCCUGGGGGGGUUCCUCAGCCUCCGUUUUGGCAGUGGCUGGCGAUGGCCCCGGUACCACCAGCACAGGGUCUGGGCCUGAAGCCCAGCCAGAAUGGGUGGACUGUGUCCAGGCCACUGACAUGUGCAACCAGAACUCUCACUGCAGCUCCCGAUACAGAGUGAUGCGCCAGUGUCUUGUAGGCAAGGAGAAGGACUCCAUGUUGGACACCAACAGGGAGUGCCAGGCUGCUUUGGAGGUGUUGCUGCUUAGCCCCCUAUAUGACUGCCGCUGCAAGAGGGGCAUGAAGAAGGAGCUGCAGUGUUUGCAGAGUUACUGGAGCAUCCACAUGGGGCUCACUGAAGGUGGCGAGUUUUAUGAAACGUCCCCCUACGAGCCUGUGGCGCCCGUCCGUCACCCUGAUGCUUUCCGCUUGGCCUCCAUCAUCUCAGGGAUGCACACUGUGGCGCCCAAAGGUUUCCAGUGCCCCGACACUGACAAGAACUGCAACCCCUGUCUGGAUGCGGCCAAAGCCUGCAACCUCAACAGCACCUGCAAGAAGCAGCGCUCCGUGUACAUCUCCACCUGCAACAAGGGGGACCUCAGCAAGGGGGAGACGUGCAAUAAUAGGAAGCGCUGCCACAAGGCCCUGAGGCAGUUCCUGGACCGCGUGCCCCCAGAGUACAGCCACCGGCUGUUGUUCUGCCCCUGCCAGCACGAAGGCUGCUCAGAGCGACGUAGGCAAACCAUCGUGCCCGACUGUUCUUUCAACGACAAGGUUAAACCCAACUGUCUGGAACUGAGGAGGGUCUGCCGCCAGGACCCUCUGUGCAGGUCUAGACUGGCGGAUUUCCACAUGAACUGCGUUGUGACUCAGCACACAGUGAGCAGCUGUCCCAACGAGGACAAUUACCAGGCUUGCUUGGCCUCCUACGCCGGACUGAUUGGGACAGAUAUGACUCCAAACUACAAUGACAGCAGCUACUCCAACUGGACCGUCUCUCCGUGGUGCAACUGCAAGGGAAGUGGCAACCAGCAAGAGGAGUGCAUGAAUUUCCUGAGGGAUUUCACUGACAACACAUGCCUGAGAAACGCCAUUCAGGCCUACGGUUAUGGGACGGACAACGUGCAGCGCAAAGACGAGUCUGUCCCAGGCCCCUCGGCGACUGCAAAGGCGGGGCUCGACAGAUCGACGAGCACGGCAGAACCCCCCUACAUCCCCAAUGACAGCCAAACAUGGGAAGAACCACAAGUCAAGGCCGUGGUGGAGCCCAGCAGCGGUUACGGUGGCCAGAGCAGACCCCAGGGCCAGCCAGAGGAUUGCUCAGCCUGUCUGUGUGCCAGCGUCUGGGCUCUGCUUCCCGGCCUGGCCUUGGCCCUGGUCCUGGCCCAGCAUGCCUUAUAGAAGCGCCAGGAGGAGAAAAAGAGGUCACCCACCCACAAGCUGAACCUAAAAGCAGAAGGUGUUAUUUCUGGGACUGAUUUGAAGAAGGCUGAAUCUCUGGGCACUCAUCACAAAUGGCAUUUAUGAAGGAGGAAAAAACAAAAACGCGGCUAGCAGAGAGCAACCUUUGGAAAAUUUAAAACGGUGAAUUUGUUGUUUGUUUUAUGUGUUGUUAGGGGGCUUUCAGGUCCGCGCACAGCAACGGAGGAAGUGGCUAGCGAGGAAAAGGACCUCUGAUAGCGAGGGAAGCCUGUAAGGCCCGUCUGUGGGACUGAUUCCUCCUCUUGACUGGGAUGUAAACCUGCAAGACGCAGGCCGGUCGUGGCAAAGACUCCCGCGCUUUCGCCACGUUGGACGCACGGGGGAAAAAGGGGGAACGGGGGUGAAUACAAUUACGAGAAGACUGGAAGGACGGAAAAGAAAGUGUGACGGAGAAAAAGGGAGGGAACGAGGAGAAGAGGUGUCAAGUGUGAGAGAUGAAAAUAUAUUUCUAUCAGUCUUGUUUAUGUUACUUAUUUUGGAUUUGGAUUUUUUUUUUUUUUUGCAUUGGAAUUGGAUCUUGACUCGAUCUUCCCUUGGAUAACCAGACCAUAAAUCUAGGGAUGGGGGAUGUAGGAUGGGGAAAAAAAAGGAAGAAAAAAAAUCUGUCUCCUCUACACGAGUGUAAAAUCUAAAAGUGUAAAGCCUUCUCGGUGUUCUAAGUGUUGAUGUAGUAUCCGUGACCAUACUCGCUCUAUCGUUCAGCUCUCUUCAUUUGGGUGCUGCUGAACACCUUUUCCAGCGGGAGACGACAAGAACUGAAGACGGCAAAUGUUAACAGUAAAAUGGUUCUUAUUUGAGAUGUUGUUGCUGAUUGUGGGUGUGAGCCUUAUGUCCGACUGCACAUGUGUAUAUUUCAGUCUCUCUCGCUAUAUAUAGAUAUAUAUAUACACACACACACACAUACAUACAUACAUACAUACGCACAUAUAUGUGUAGACAGACAUAUAUGUGUGUAUGAAAAUGUUUUCUUUCAUUCGAUCCAUUGUUAUCUACAGUACCUUGAAUGAACAUCUCUGUAUGUCAUGAUGGCUCUGUAUUGAGUAUGAAAAAAAAAAUGAAAAAAAGAUUUGGUACCAAUGACUGGCGGUGGAAAGCCUUCAUUAUUUGCAUUUAUGUUGGUCUAUAAAGGUUCCAUCACAAAGAAUGUUCGCAGGGAUGAAAUUAAAGGAGCUCCAACUGCU